Tetrahymena thermophila SB210 is the source of this 1266-nucleotide messenger RNA. Its product is annotated as Ab-hydrolase associated lipase region protein. Gene Ontology annotation, molecular function: hydrolase activity, acting on ester bonds. The record is from RefSeq and is a predicted model, not a curated record. The transcript has a single exon. Gene Ontology annotation, biological process: lipid metabolic process. Lineage: Eukaryota; Ciliophora; Oligohymenophorea; Hymenostomatida; Tetrahymenidae.
AUGUCCAACAAAACUGCUAAAUUGCAAAUUAUUGGCUUAUUUAUUGCCUAUAUAAUUCUUAUAGUCAUCUACAAGGAUGGUGAUAUGAGUGAUUUUGAAGAUUUUCAAACUCGUUCUAUUAAAUUAGGAUAUAAUUUUGAAGAACAUUUUGUUGAAACCGAAGAUGGUUUCAUCAUAAGCAUUCACAGAGUUAGAGCUAAAAAUAAUUCUGAGUUAGAAACCUCUCAGAACUUUAAUAAUAAUGAAACAAGCAUUAAUAUGGAGACUUUAUAAUAAUUAUAGAAGAAAAACCCAAUUUUAAUGGGACAUGGACUAGGUGGUAGCUCAGAUACAUUUAACAGAAAUGUAGAAGAAAAAAGUUUAGCUUACUUCUUAGCUAGAAGUGGCUAUGAUAUUUUUAUCAUGAAUUCCAGAGGAAAUAAAUAUUCAUAUCAACACAAGAUUUAUUCUAUAGAAUAAAGUGAAUAUUGGGACUUCAGCUUUUAAGAUAUGGCUAAAUACGAUGUUCCUGCUGUUGCCAAUUAUAUUUUAAAUAAAAUAUAUAAUUAAUAAGCAUAAAAUUAAUAAUAAACUAUAGAAUAAAAUGAAUAAAUUAAAUUAAACUACAUAGGACAUUCAUAAGGUUGUACUAUUAUCUUAGCUGCUUUAUCUGAUAAGUCUGUACCUAGUAGUUACUUCGAAAAUGUUGUAUUAAUGACACCUGCUGCUCUUAUCUUACAUGGUACAUCUCCUGUCUCUGAUUUUAUCUAAAAAGUAGACGUUCUAAGCUUUUUCUAGUAAGCUGGUUUACACAAAUUCCUAUAGAUGAAUGCAUUUAAUUAUUAUUUAUGCAGAGCUAUCCCCUACAUCUGUGAAUUCUCCGUAGGAAUCACAACUGAUAACUUCGAAUCUCCAAUUAAUCAUGAUUUAUUCUAUAAAUUAAUGUACCACUAUCCUGCAGGAACAAGCACAAAAGCUUAUAUUCACUUUAAUUAAUUAAUGAAAUCUAAAAAAUUCUAAAAAUUUGAUUAUGGUGCUGAAAAGAACUUUGCUAUGUACAACUCUACAUAAGUUCCAGAAUACGCUUUAAGCAAUAUUAAUAAUAAAAUCCACAUUCUUGCAGGAACUCAAGAUAUUAUUACACCCUUAGAAGAUAUCUACUAUUUAAAAGAAUAAUUAGUAAAUGCAUAAAAUGUCACUAUAACACUUUUUAAUGAAGGCCACUGCUCAUUUAUUAUUGGAAAAGAAAAUGAAUUCUUAAAUUUCAUCCCUUAAAUAUUAGUUUGA